CGGUGUCUGAACAAAGUCCUGAGGGCAGCUGCCGUGAGCCACUGCACCGGCUGGAGAGCAGCCCCCCCCCCCAACAUGGCUGGGAAAAAGGGACUUUUGAUGCUGGAAAACUUCAUAGGUGGGAAAUUUUUGCCCUGUAAUUCAUAUAUAGAUUCCUACGAUCCAUCAACAGGGGAAGUGUAUUGCAAAGUACCAAACAGUGGAAAAGAGGAGAUCGAAGCUGCCGUGGAGGCUGCCAGAGAGGCCUUCCCUGCCUGGUCAUCCCGGAGCCCCCAGGAGCGUUCUCUGGUCCUGAACCGGCUGGCUGAUAUACUGGAGCAGUCCCUGGAGGAGUUAGCCCAGGCAGAAUCUAAAGACCAAGGCAAAACCCUCACGCUGGCGAGGACCAUGGACAUCCCCCGGUCCGCUCAGAACUUCCGGUUCUUCGCGUCCUCCAUUCUGCACCACGUGGCGGAGUGCACGCAGAUGGAGCACGUGAGCUGCAUGCAUUACACCGUUCGCACCCCGGUGGGAAUUGCUGGUUUGAUCAGCCCUUGGAACUUGCCGCUCUACCUGCUGACCUGGAAGAUAGCUCCGGCCAUCGCUGCCGGGAAUACCGUGAUAGCCAAGCCCAGCGAGCUGACCUCUGUGACUGCCUGGUUGUUCUGUAAACUCUUGGAUAAAGCAGGUGUCCCGCCAGGGGUGAUCAACAUCGUGUUUGGAACAGGGCCCAGGGCUGGUGAGGCCCUGGUGUCCCACCCUGAGGUGCCCUUGAUCUCUUUCACUGGGAGCCAGCCCACAGCUGAGCGGAUCACCCAGCUGAGUGCCCCCCACUGCAAGAAGCUCUCCCUGGAGCUGGGAGGCAAGAACCCCGCCAUCAUCUUCGAGGACGCAGAUCUGGAGGAGUGUGUCCCGGCAACCGUUAGGUCCAGCUUUGCUAACCAGGGGGAGAUCUGCCUGUGUACCAGCAGGAUCUUUGUCCAGAGGAGCAUCUAUGGGGAGUUCCUAAAGAGGUUCGUGGAAGCUUCCAGGAAGUGGAAAGUUGGCGCUCCUUCUGACCCGUCAGCCAGCAUGGGUGCUUUGAUAAGUAAGGCACAUUUGGAGAAAGUCAGAAAUUAUGUAAUGAAAGCCCGUGCUGAGGGGGCCCGGAUUCUGUGUGGUGAGGGCGUGGACCAGUUGAGCCUUCCGGUCAGGAACCAGGCAGGCUACUUCAUGCUUCCCACGGUGAUAACGGACAUCAGGGAUGAGUCCUGCUGCAUGACGGAAGAGAUCUUUGGUCCAGUGACGUGCGUCGUCCCUUUUGAUAGCGAAGAGGAAGUGAUCAGAAGAGCUAACGGCGUAAAGUAUGGGCUGGCAGCCACAGUGUGGUCCAACAAUGUGGGGCGCGUCCACCGGGUGGCUAAAAAGCUCCAGGCAGGUCUGGUCUGGACCAACUGCUGGCUCAUCCGGGAGCUGAACCUGCCUUUUGGUGGGAUGAAGAGCUCUGGGAUAGGAAGAGAAGGAGCCAAGGACUCAUAUGACUUCUUCACCGAAAUAAAAACCAUCACUGUUAAGCACUGACGUCCCGUGGAGGAGCUGCCGUGGCUGACACCUGAUGGCCCAGAGCCGCUGGAGCAGCAAACAGAACCCCUAGUGUGUGUUCACUCAGGCCUUGACCUGCCAGGAGACUCGCUCUCGCUGACCUUCACGUGUUGGUAUUUUUACCGGGUGUGUGUGUGGGGGGAGGCAGUUUUUGUAAAUUCUUGAAAAUCUGCCAAUGUCAGAUAUUUUCACUUGCAAAUGUACUGCGAAAGCAAAACUAAAGCAGGACAAAAUAAAGGCCUACAAAGCUGGA
Molecule: messenger RNA, 1813 nt
Organism: Meriones unguiculatus (Mongolian gerbil)
Lineage: Eukaryota; Metazoa; Chordata; Mammalia; Rodentia; Muridae
Gene: Aldh8a1
Product: aldehyde dehydrogenase 8 family member A1
Exons: 7
Coding region: 76-1539 (487 amino acids)
Biological process (GO): retinoic acid metabolic process
Molecular function (GO): retinal dehydrogenase (NAD+) activity
Source: RefSeq, a predicted model, not a curated record